AAACCAGUCACGCCAGAUCACCUUAUUUCCCGCCUCUCAGGGUUCCCGGCGGAGAAGAAACCCGCCCAAACGCCCCGAGAAAUGGCGCCGCCAAUCGCCGCCGCCGCCUCCGCUUCCGACGGCGGCAUCGAGGAGAAUGCGAUGGCUAUCCUCGACACCUUCGGCGUAAAGGACUCCCGCGACCUCCACGACGACCGAGCCGCCUUUCUGGAGGCCGUGCGCUCCGGUUGCCUCUCCGGCGACAAACCCUCGUCCCCGUCUUGGAGAAUGUACAAUGCUGUAUUUCAGAUUCUUCAAAGCAGCAGCUCUCUGGAGCUUACCAUCGCAAGUUUCCAUCUAUUAAUGGAGCUGGGCAAGCAAUAUCCAAGAGUAUAUUUGACAAAUUCUGGUCCUCACCAAGCGGUAGUUAUAGAUAAAGAGUCAUGGUCACCAUUCCUCCUUGGCAACAAUGCUCUUUAUGGUGAGAUUGGGGGAAACACCAGUCGCUUAGAUCACCUCUUUGAUUCUUCGAGAUUUUUGUUGUUGGUGGAGGACAUGGUUGAAGCAGCUAAUGGUAAAGAUACUAAUAAUGGGCUCAAGCAUGUAGAGAACAUGGUGAUGUUCAAAUAUCUCGUUAGCACACUUGAGGCUGAUUUUUUACCUCGUCAAAUUGCAUAUAAAGAGUCAUUAGAUUGGUCGAUUUUGAGGGAAUCUCUUCUGAAUGUGCUUCUGGUUUUACUGGUGAAUGGCUGCUGUCAUGUGAAAGCUUCGCGAAAGCUGGUAUUCAAAACUCUAGUCAUGAAGUGCAUAUCCUUUCUAAACCAAUGUCACCGGGAAGUUGAAGAUAACCUUUCUUCUAAAGAAGAUUAUCCUAAAUCAGCAUCUGAUCUAGAUUCUUCCUUGGCCUUUUCAUCGCUUGUUCUUGAAAGAGAAGUGCUUUUAUCUGUUCAAAAACUUUUCAUCAUGGUUAUAAACCUUGACUUGAUUAGGAAAGAAGCAGACAAACUGGGCCGGACUUCCAGAUCUGAUGGAUUCAGGAAUCCUAUCUUGGAAGUUGUUUUAGAUGAGCUAUCAUACAACACAACGAACUUAUCUUCAGUUCUAUUGGCCUUCGUGGAAUGGAAGUCGAAGUUGGAGAUUAUUUUGCUGUAUUUCUCAAGAUAUUAUGUUAAGCCUGCAGUCCGUACUCGGAGGUCAGAUAAUUCACAACAAGAUUUGACAGUGGAAAGUGUUCUGAGUUUAUUUUCAGCAGCCACAAGCGCAAAAGCCAUUGUGAAGAACAUGCAUCCAGACAAUGCUCAACUUUUCUUAGCACAUACAUACCAGGUCUGCCUGUCUAUUCAAGGUGAUUCUAGCAAAAAUACUGAUGCAACACAAAUGAUUGGAGCGACUCUCCUCCAGAUAUCUUGCAAGUUUGUGUCCGCAUUUCAGAAUCUUAGAAAAAUGAACCCGAAUAUAGAGAUUUCUCCAUUUGAGAAAGAAGCUUUGUUUACUGCUGCAACACUGACUAGGAAACUGCAGAACGAAUAAAGAAAGAUAAGGGCCUUUGGAAGUGAAACAUGCGAUCAAAUUGUAAGAUAGUUAAUUUAGGAUCUUUUGGCGUUUGCAGUCUCAUCUAUCGUACCGAAGCAAGUAUCUUGCCUCUGCAAAUUUCCGUUAUUAUCCCCUCGAAUUGAAGCAUCUGCGUGGCAUGUCUUCGGGGCGGAUUUUACUCCCCGACCGAUAUCAAAUGCAUAGAAGUUUCUGAAUGGCUGAUUAUUAAGUCUUUUGCACACAGUUCUUCGAGGAUCCACGCCCUAAUAGGCGAGUGUAGACACACUUUUCUUUUUUGGAUGCAGGAAUGUGAAACUUGGGUUGCAGCUA
Molecule: messenger RNA, 1842 nt
Organism: Brachypodium distachyon (stiff brome)
Lineage: Eukaryota; Viridiplantae; Streptophyta; Magnoliopsida; Poales; Poaceae
Product: negative regulator of systemic acquired resistance SNI1
Exons: 16
Coding region: 82-1509 (475 amino acids)
Biological process (GO): negative regulation of DNA-templated transcription; negative regulation of systemic acquired resistance; DNA damage response
Cellular component (GO): nucleus; Smc5-Smc6 complex
Molecular function (GO): transcription cis-regulatory region binding
Source: RefSeq, a predicted model, not a curated record